CUUGGGAGCUCCCAGUGAUUGAGUUAAACCACCGAAGCACGAUUCUGUUCUCUGCCGUCCCGUCGAUGUUCUCCUCACAGUAAACGUAUAAAACAAACGAUGAAACUACGCCGUUUUGUAAAGAAAUUCUCUCAGGGUCAACCUUUUCUCUGACCGUUGUCGGAAGAGCGCAAGGCCCAGUGGCUACUACCCAUUGAAGUUCAGUGACAAGUUCUCCAAAUGGGAACCAGCUAACCCUAGUUUCUCGACAAUUUGAUUGCAGAUUAGGUGGGCAGAAAGUGCUUGAACUUGAUCAUGUUAAAAGCUCACUUCACAAAGAGAGGCUGAGUUGUGGGCUUGGCGUGGAAUUCAAGCAGGUAGGAUUAGGAUGGAGAUUGUAUCCCUAAUCCUCUUUGGAUCAUUCAGAAGCAAAGGAACAAAGAGCAUUUGAGGGCUCCUCCUUUUGUGUGUGUUAGAGUACCUGUAUAUUUUAUGUAAGGGGCAUGCCUUUCAAGAUGGAGAUUGUCUAAAGUACCUCACUAGUAUUCUGUGUAAUUCUCUCUUAUAAGUUCCCUUUCAUGGUUGGCACUCCUUUGGAAUGUAUAUGAGGGGAAGGAAAUAUGAUAGCUAAGAAAUAUAUUUCGAACUGAUAACUGUAACUGAUUGGAAGCAAUUUGAAUUCAUGAAGGAAAAUUUUCUUCGUGGUUCACUGUAAUAAUGCUCUCCUUACUGGCUUUAUUUAGACCACUAUUUGCAAUGGAGUACUAUCAGGUGACUUCCCAUCUAUACAAUCUCUUAGAGAAAUUCCAAUGGAGGAGCUUACUGCUAAAGUUGUCAUGGUUAGAUUUGACUCCACAAUUUUGCUUGAGAAGGAACUAGAGUGGAAUUCUAAAUCAGUUUCCAAGGCACUCUACACAAUUAAAUAUUUACUUGAAGCCAGAGCCAAAAUAAUUCUUGUCAGUGACUGGAGUGAGAAAAUUACUUCAAAGCUUGUUGAAGAAUCAAUUCCAGACAUCUUAUCAUCACUUCUCCAAUACAAAGUGGUUUCAGUAAAAGGCUUAUCUUUUGGCAUGUCAUUAAAGAGAGAAGUCAUUGACGAAGCUGAAAUUCUUCUUCUUGAGAAUCUUUCUGAGUUUAAAGAGGAAGUUGCUAACUGUUCAAAGUUUGCCAAAUUAUUGUCAUCUGGAGUUGAUAUCUUUGUUAAUGACUCAUUUUCCCGGUCCCAUAAAGUCCUUGCAUCAACUGUUGGGGUUGCUCGCUUUUGUGGUGCAUGUGUGGCUGGUUUUUACUUUGAAGAAUGCCUCUCCCAGCUAAAGAAUGCUAUAAAAGCUAACAAGAAACUUUUUGCUGCUAUCAUUGGAGGCGGCAAUAUAUAUGAUAAAGCAGCUGCUUUGCAAUUUUUGGCUUCUAGAUGUGAUGGGUUGAUUUUGAUUGGACCAAUAUCAUUCCAAAUAAUGCAUGCUUUGGGACAAGCUGUCCCUUCAAAUUUAUUGGAACGUGGGGCACAUGAAGCCGCUUUAGAUAUAGUCAAGUUGGCACAUGAUAGAAACAUACCUAUUUUAUGUCCAAAAGACUUUUGGUGUGUGAAUGAUCUUGAAAAACAUUUGGAAAUAUUUCCUGCCCAAGGAAUUUUGGAUGGUUGGAUGCCAGUUGAUCUUGGGCCAAGGUCGUUGGAAGAAAUUAAUUCUUUUCUUACCAAAUGCAAGAAAAUUCUAUGGAUUGGUCCUGUGAAAUUCAGGUUCUCAAGUUCAUAUACAAGUGGAAUGUCUAGAUUGGCUCAAAUGGUUCGUAAACAGAGUAAAAAUGAUUCUGACAUAACUGUUAUUGGGAAUGCGGCAUGUUCUGCUAUAGCAGAGGAAGUAAGUUAUGUUCCAGUUGUUAAUAUGGUAGAGCAUGGUUCAGUUGCAUGGGAGUUUCUGAAAGGAAGAAAGCUUCCUGCGGUCAUGGCCUUAGAUAGGUCAUACCCACUCGAGAUUGAUUGGAAUGUUGCCUACUACAAUCCAGCUCAACCUUUGGUAGUUGAUAUUGGUAGUGGUAAUGGAUUGUUUAUCAUGGGAAUGUCUAGCAAGAGGAAGGAUUUGAAUUUUCUCGGUUUGGAAAUCAAUGGCAAGCUUGUACAGCGUUGUCUAGAUUCUGUUAAUCAGUUUGGCAUAAAAAACAGGUAUUUCAUUUCAACGAACGCAACAUCCACAUUUCGUUCUAUUGUUUCAAACUACCCAGGAGAUCUGGCUCUUGUUUCAAUACAGUGUCCAAACCCUGAUUUUAACAAACCAGAGCAUAGAUGGACGAUGCUGCAGAAGCCACUAAUUGAAGCAGUGGCGGAUCUCCUUGUAUAUAAUGGAAAGGUGUUUCUACAAUCUGACAUAGAGGCAGUUGUUCUGAGAAUGAAAGAUCAGUUUCUGCAAUAUGGAAAAGGUAAAUUUGCACUUGUGCAUAACCAGUAUGAUGACAAAACAAACAACCCAUUUUGGCUCGAGGAGAACCCAUUUGGAGUGAGAUCAGAUUGGGAGCAACAUGUUCUAGACCGAGGCUGCCCUAUGUAUAGACUAGUGCUUUCGAAAUCCAUUACUAUUUGAUGAACUACUAAAUUUUUUGCGGGCAUUGGAUCGUUGAUACAUCCUCAGAUUUUCCAAGAUGAACUGCAGAGAACUCUAUUUACAUUUAAGUUGGGUCGCUACAUCCACAUUUCGUAGAGUAUUAACCUUGCAUUAAAAGUUAUAAUUGAAGCUGUUACAUAGCGGUGCCAUGAGGAGUCAGCAGAUGCUUACCUAUUGCUUCUUUCUGUAAAAUUGUUUACAAACCAUAUACAGAACUAUUUGAAAUUAAAGUAGACAGAAAGAAUACCUGGAAGAUAACGGAAAACUAGAAGCAGCGAUAUUUUUGUUCAUGGAGAUCAGAAUAAAUCGGGAUGUAAAGGCCUAAACCAGAGCAGCUAGAGGUAUUAUUUACCUCAGCAAUCCAUGAAACUUCAUGGAAGAAGAAAACAUAUGAGAACGAGGGAAAGGCAUGAGGACUAAUCUCAUUUAUGUACUAUGAUUGCUUUACUCUAUUUUUUUCUUUAGAUAUUACAUUCUAAUUAUUGUAACCUUGGUGUAUAAUAUUAUUAUGAAAGAAUAUUUGUAUGUUCAUUCCGUGAUUUAUAA
Messenger RNA from Carica papaya (papaya), 3122 nucleotides. The record is from RefSeq and is a predicted model, not a curated record. NCBI's taxonomy places the organism in Eukaryota, Viridiplantae, Streptophyta, Magnoliopsida, Brassicales, Caricaceae.